This is a messenger RNA of Heterostelium album PN500, 93 nucleotides long. RefSeq lists its product as uncharacterized. The record is from RefSeq and is a predicted model, not a curated record. NCBI's taxonomy places the organism in Eukaryota, Evosea, Eumycetozoa, Acytosteliales, Acytosteliaceae. Bases 1 to 93 code for a protein of 30 amino acids. The transcript is spliced from 2 exons.
AUGGAAUCAUUCUUUUUUAGAAUGUCCGAAGGACAGGCACUUGUUCCAAUAAAUUUGAAAUCAGGUGAUUCUACUCAUUCAAAUCAAACCUAA